AUGUACCUCCGCGCCGUUCACGCUGAGGCAGAUAUUGCGAAGCUACAUCAAUUCAUCCGCGCAAACCCAUUAGGCAUCUUCACCACAGCCAUCGAGUCCAAAUCAUUUCCCUUCCUCCAAUCAAGCCACAUCCCCUGGGUCCUAGACACCGAAGAACCCAAAGCCGACUCGACCCAUCUCGGCGUCCUCCGCGGCCACAUCGCCCGAGCCAACCCCCAAGCCAAAGUCCUAAUCGAACACCUCAAAUCGCAAACCAACUCCGACACAGACCAGCCAGUUCAGAUCCUCUCCCGCGACAUCAUGAUCAUCUUCAACGGCCCAGCGCACCACUACGUCACGCCCAAAUUCUACACAGAAACCAAGCCCGCGACCGGAAAAGUAGUGCCCACGUGGAACUACUCCGCCGUCCAAGUCUACGGUCGAGCCACCAUCUUCCACGACACAAAAGACCCUUCCACAGGCACUUUCCUCGACAAACAGAUCCGAGAUCUGUCGCUGCAGUCCGAGAAAGGGAUUAUGGGGUACGAAGAGAAGCCGUGGCAGGUUGACGAUGCGCCGUCGAGUUAUAUUGAGAUAUUGAAGAAGGCGAUUAUUGGAGUGCAGAUUGAGAUAAUGGAUUUGGGGGGCAAGUGGAAGAUGAGUCAGGAGAUGGGGGUGGGGGAUCAGAAGGGUGUGGUUGAGGGGUUCAAGAAGAUGGGGUCGGAUUUGGGAGAUGAGAUUGCGAGGACGGUUGAGGAGAGGGGGAAGGUGGGAGGUGACUCUUAG
This is a messenger RNA of Alternaria infectoria, 765 nucleotides long. RefSeq lists its product as uncharacterized. NCBI's taxonomy places the organism in Eukaryota, Fungi, Ascomycota, Dothideomycetes, Pleosporales, Pleosporaceae. The record is from RefSeq and is a predicted model, not a curated record. The coding region runs from base 1 to 765 and encodes 254 amino acids. The transcript has a single exon.